Molecule: messenger RNA, 1299 nt
Organism: Podospora anserina S mat+
Lineage: Eukaryota; Fungi; Ascomycota; Sordariomycetes; Sordariales; Podosporaceae
Exons: 4
Coding region: 1-1299 (432 amino acids)
Source: RefSeq, a predicted model, not a curated record
AUGGAAUCCUCCACGGCUCCCUUGGAGUGGGAAAUUCUCACGCGAGGCGAUCCCGAUACUACAUUUGAGAGUCUCUAUGUCAUUACAGAGACUGCAAAAAUUGUCGAAAAAAUGGAAGGCCUAGUGGAGAGCAUUGUGUCGAAGGGGAAGAGAACGGAGGAGCAGUGGGAAGCUGCUAAGAAGAUAGACGAGGCGCACCAAAAGGAACUGCGAUUAGUUCUCGAAAAGGUCAAGCUGCUGUGUUCUCCAGGUGCUGAGUGGAGAGAGCCAGUUCCUGAGCAGCAUGUCCUACGAGAGGAAAAGGCUAAAGUGAAUGACAAGCGCGUCCUUCAUGUCCGCGGCACCGAAGCGAAAUGGAGGUUCAACUUCUUGCCUCAAGCUCUCAUCGACAACGACAUUUCCAAACUCGAAGAUGACAAAAGACGCCAGCGCUUCAAAGAGGUCGUCGAGGACGACCUACGAAACAACUUCUAUUUUCUACUUCCGGACCUCCUGGGCCUCUUUCUCUCAAAGCUCGGGGUCGCGCCGCCCCACGCCACAGUGGAGAAUUUCUACAUACCAAUCCUUGCGCUAUAUGCACGCUGGGCUGGUGUGAUGCUGGAAGGAGGCAGUACGCCUCUUUCCCAAGAAGACAUCGAAGAAUUUGAGCCCGAUCCGGAUUUCCCCACGGCAAGAGUAGUAGUCCGGUCUGACAAGCAGAAAUCGACACAACCAAACAUGUACCAGAUCACAUGGACGGAAGCAGAUAAGGCCUCUGGAGAGCCAAACUUGUUCUCGUUGGGCGCGUCGCUCGGUGGUUACUACGGUAGCCUCGGCACAAGGAACUUUGGCGGUCUUCUUCGAAAGGCGCGAUGGGACAUUUGCGAUAGAGACAAAGGAAUAGUCAACAUCGUGGCCCACUGGGACUUUACUGGGUAUUCCAAGACCAUGGAGUGGAAGUGGGCAAAGACCGGGGGAAGCAUAGACACCUUCCGAUACGGAAACUGUGCCGAGACGUACACCUUUCUCCAUAUGCUAUCACACCGCACUCCGCAAGAAAGGGCCAGGACAAAGGGCAUAGCCUUGAGUCCAAGAGGCACAACCCUGGAUUCUGACUUUGACAAGAAGUCAAAAGAUUUCAAAGUCGAAAGAGAAUACAAAUACGAGCAUAUUACUCAGCAAAGAAAGAAUAUCAAGGAGAAGAUCCGCGAUUUCUUUACAGGUCCUUGCGCAAACUGCACAUUCAUGGGGAGAAUUUACGAGGCCGACCUUAAACAGUUCGACCCAGUGGUCCAUUUGCCCUUCGAUAUCACAACAUAG